CAAGCCCGGGUACAGUUUACGGACGGAUGGGUAAAGGACCUUGAAAUGCACCGGGUAGAACGAAAGACCAUCGUACAAACAAAGUCUUGCUGCAGUUUGGAAGAGCAUCUCCAGAAUCAGCAGAGUCAGCAGCCAUACCUCCUGGCUGUUGGGCGCCAGAAGAGGAAGGUCGACAGCUUCUAUGUUGCCAUAGACAAGCGUCUCAUCCCCUGCCAGGCCAGCCGCUCCCUUGGGGCAUUUGAUGAGCUUUUUAAAGCUCAUUUUGUGUUCAGUGUGUCUUAUGAUGCUGCACUUGUGAAUUUCUACACAUUUCUGCAGACAACAGUAUACAAUAUUGAUAUGGGGAAAAUGAAGGAGUCCCCAAGAGUUCGUGACCUGAGAGCCAAAAUCCUUAACCAGGAAAUUCUUCUCACAACCCAAGUAAAAAUCAUUAAAAUGCUGACAUGUGUUUUGUGUAAGAGAGCUUAUCCCAGCAGUCAGCAGCUGAUUUCACAUUUAAGAGGUGAACAUGGUUAUUAUCCUGGACCUAAGUUUAAGUUAUUUUGUUGGCAGCCAGGCUGCAGGCUUCAGUUCCAAACUUAUGCAGGCUUUAGGAAGCACCUCAGUAGUUUUCACAGCAAUGUUGACCAAAAUGAUCGAACUUCAGCCAUUGCUUGUUUUUCUAAUGACACAGUUUCACCUGCUUUGGAGGACCAGUUUAAUUCCUCAAAUCUUCCUCACAGUUCUCCCAGUGUUCUUCCAGAGUCUAGUUCUUCCAGUGUUCCAGUGAGCAUUGAUUCAGUACUUACAAGGGAUUCAUCCAAAGAAAUGUGUGCAUCCAUUGUGGCCAAACUGCAGGGUAGUGGCCUUUCUAACAGUUUAGUAUCCUCACUUGUAGGCGAUUUGGAGGAAUUAACAAGUGAGCUUCGCUCAGAAGCAAAGCAGGCCAUUCUUUCUGCGUUACCCACAAAGGACUCCAGCAUAUCUUUAAUAAAUAAAUGAAUGCUUUGAAAAUUUUGAAAACCCUUUCACCAAUCUGAACACAGAAUGGAAACGAAAUAAAUACUUCAAUCUAAAAUGGGGAGUUGUAGAACCUAGAGAAAUAACACUUGGAGUGAGGUAUGACAUCAGGCGAAAUCAGAAGUCUGGUACUUAUGAUCAAGUACCUGUGAAGGAUACUUUUAUAUAUGUACCUAUUUUGGAGUCUUUGAAGUUCAUGUUUAGAAAUCCAGAGAUUUGUGUUUUCCUGCAGAGAGAGUGUAGCUCAGAGCCUGAUGCUUAUCAUGACUUUUGUGAUGGAAGUUACUUUAAAACUCACCCUUUGUUUUCAGCCAAAAGGCAUGCAUUACAAAUUCAGCUAUACUAUGAUGAUUUUGAAACAGCCAAUCCUCUUGGCUCUAAACGCGGAAUUCACAAAAUUGGCUGUAUUUAUUUUGUUAUAAGAAACUUGCCCCCAAAAUUUAAUUCCAUUUUGAUGAACAUUCAUUUAGUGUCACUUUUCCACACACCAGAUCUGCAAAAGUAUGGUUUUGAUGUUAUACUGGAACCACUGAUAAAUGAUGUCAAAAAACUGGAAAGCCAAGGGCUAAGUCUUCCAUUUUCUGAUGAGCAGGUAUAUGGCACAAUAUCACAGAUCACUGGAGAUAACCUAGGGAUGCACUCAAUUCUUGGUUUUAAUGAGUCGUUCAGUAGCCGUCAUUUCUGUCGCCUUUGUUUGAUUGAGAAGAAUGAUUGUCAAAUGGUGUACAGUGAGGAUGAUCCUAAAAUUAUUCCUCGUGGGAAAGAUUUGUUUGACAUACGUUGCCAGUCUCUUCGGGAAAAUCCUAAAUUGAAGUCACUGUAUGGGUUGAAAAGAAAUUCUGCACUCAAUUCAUUGCAGUAUUACCAUAUUUGCAAUAACUACUCAUUUGAUAUAAUGCAUGACCUUCUUGAAGGUGUGGCUCAGUAUGAGGUCAAAUUGCUUUUUGAGUAUCUUACGCAACACUUCAUAUCAGAACAGAACUUGCUUUCUAGGAUUUAUGGUUUUGACUAUGGAUUUUUA
Molecule: messenger RNA, 2020 nt
Organism: Oreochromis niloticus (Nile tilapia)
Lineage: Eukaryota; Metazoa; Chordata; Actinopteri; Cichliformes; Cichlidae
Exons: 2
Coding region: 46-981 (311 amino acids)
Source: RefSeq, a predicted model, not a curated record